Messenger RNA from Eleginops maclovinus (Patagonian blennie), 3883 nucleotides. RefSeq names its product proprotein convertase subtilisin/kexin type 6-like. The record is from RefSeq and is a predicted model, not a curated record. Gene Ontology annotation, biological process: peptide hormone processing. Gene Ontology annotation, molecular function: serine-type endopeptidase activity. NCBI's taxonomy places the organism in Eukaryota, Metazoa, Chordata, Actinopteri, Perciformes, Eleginopidae. Gene Ontology annotation, cellular component: membrane; cell surface. The coding region runs from base 168 to 2918 and encodes 916 amino acids. The transcript has 22 exons.
UACAUCUUUUUUAAACGGGGGAUUACUAGCACGAUCAUUUUAUUUUUAAAUAAAUAUAUAUUACAGGUGAUCCAGAGCAGCUCACAUCUCACUCUCUAAACGCGCCUCCCGCGAUUCUCAGCCGGACAGUGAUUUUCCCCGGGACGUGAACACAACAUGAUGGAUUCAUGACUGCGCCGCUCACUGAACUAAAGACCCGGUUAUUAUCUCUGAUCCUCAGGAUGAAUUUGUUCCUGCUGUUGAUGAUAGUGACUGUAGAAAGCAGUCGCUCAGAGGUUUAUACAAACCACUGGGCAGUGCGGGUCUCAGGGGGGCAGCAACACGCGGACAGAAUCGCAGCGAAAUAUGGAUAUAUAAACUUUGGACAGAUAGGAAGUCUGGAUGAUCAUUACCAUUUCCACCACAGCAAAGUGGUUCGCAGAGCUGCUUACUCUUUCAAGGGCCCCCACAGCUUCAUCCAUAUGGACCCCGAGGUGGACUGGGCUCAGCAGCAGGUAGUGAAACAAAGAGUAAAGAGGUUUGCCCAAAGUGACCCAAGUUUCAUUCAUUUCAAUGACCCUAAGUGGUCCAACAUGUGGUACAUUCAUUGCGGUGAAAAGAACAGCCCGUGUCACUCAGAGAUGAACAUCCAGGCAGCCUGGCAGAGGGGCUACACCGGCAAGAAUGUGGUGGUCACCAUAUUGGAUGACGGCAUCGAGAGGAACCACCCUGAUCUGGUUCAGAACUAUGACCAUCUAGCAAGUUAUGAUGUCAAUGGGAAUGACCAUGACCCAACGCCACGUUACGACUCCCUCAAUGAAAACGUACAUGGAACUCGAUGUGCGGGUGAAGUUGCGGCAGCGGCCAACAACUCCCAUUGUAUUGUUGGGAUUGCCUAUAAUGCUCACAUUGGAGGGAUUCGGAUGCUGGACGGUGAUGUGACUGAUUUAGUCGAAGCCAAGUCCCUGGGAGUGCGACCUGACUACAUCGACAUCUACAGUGCUAGCUGGGGGCCAAAAGACGAUGGCAAGACAGUGGAUGGCCCAGGGCAGCUUACUAAGCAGGCAUUUGAGCAAGGCAUCAAGAAGGGUCGCAAAGGCUUGGGUUCCAUCUUUGUCUGGGCAUCAGGUAACGGGGGCCGGCAGAGGGACCACUGUUCAUGUGACGGUUACACCAGCAGUAUCUACACCAUCUCCAUCUCCAGCACCACAGAGAACGGAAACAAGCCCUGGUACCUGGAGGCCUGCAGCUCCAUCCUGGCCACCACAUACAGCAGUGGAGAGUUUAACGAGAGGAAGAUUGUAACCACUGACCUCCGACACCGCUGCACUGACGCUCAUACCGGCACUUCUGUCUCCGCUCCCAUUGUGGCUGGAGUCAUUGCUCUUGCCCUGGAGGCCAACCUUUUGCUUACAUGGAGGGAUGUGCAACAUCUUCUGGUGAAGACGUCCAGACCAGUCCACCUGAAAGCUGACGACUGGAAGGUCAACGCUGCAGGACUUAUAGUGAGCCACCUGUAUGGUUUUGGCCUGGUGGAUGCAGAGGCUAUGGUAGUGGAGGCUUCCAAGUGGAGGACUGUUCCUCCUCAGCACACCUGCAGUCGGGUUCCUGAGCGGCGCACCAGACACAUCCAUGCUGGCCAGCAUCUCAACAGCAGCAUAACCACCUCUGGAUGUUCAGGAGAUCCGGACCAGCACGUGGGUUACCUGGAACACGUGGUGGUCAAGGUCCUGAUUGUACACCCACGCCGAGGAGAUCUGGAGAUCAACCUCAUCUCUCCGUCUGGGACCAGAUCACAGCUGCUGGCCAGGAGGUCUUUUGACCGUUCCAAUGAGGGCUUCAGGAACUGGGAGUUCAUGACAGUUCAUUUCUGGGGUGAGAGGGCAGAGGGCACUUGGACUCUAGAGAUUGUUGACUCACCAUCAAAGCUACGCAACCCUGAGGUGCUGGGCAACCUAAAAGAGUGGACUCUGAUCCUGUAUGGCACAUCUCAGAACCAUUCCCAGCCCCACGGUGCUCAGCACUCACAAUCAAGGAUGUCAGAGAACCCAGCUACAGCGGAGAUCUUUGAGGAGCCCGAGCUGGAAGAGGAAGACGAGUACGUUGGACUUUGCCACACUGAGUGUGGAGACCAGGGCUGUGAUGGACCCGACAGUGAUCACUGCCUGAACUGUGUACACUUCAGCUCCGGCAGCUUGAAAAGUGGCAGAACCUGUGUGAGCCACUGUCCUCUGGGACACUAUGAGGACGUACCGUCCCGUCGCUGUAGACGCUGCUUCAAAGGCUGUGAGGGGUGUGAGGGUCGAUCAGCCAGCAGUUGUCUGUCCUGCAGGAGAGGCUUUUACCUCAACACACUCAACUCCAGCUGCAUCCAUAUCUGCCCGACAGGGUACUUUGCCGAUGAGAAUCAGAGACAGUGUCUGAAGUGCCAUGACACCUGUAUGCAAUGCCUGAGAUAUGCAGACAGGUGCACUGCCUGCAGCGAGGGCUACAGUCUGGCAGGAAUGACUUGUGUUCCUAAAUGCACCAAUGGGACUUUUUUCAACGUGGAAGAGAUGACCUGCAGCACAUGCCAUUCCUCUUGUAAGACUUGUACAGGUCCAGGUACGAGGGAGUGUAUCCAGUGUGCUGAGGGCUUCCUGCAGCAGCAGUGGAGGUGUGUGCAGAGCUGUAGUCCUGAAUACUACCCCGGAGAGGCAGCAGAAGUCCCUCACAAGAUGUGCCACAGGUGUGAGGAAAACUGUCUGAGCUGCAGUGGCCCUGGAACAAUGUGCACCAAAUGCAAAGAGGGGUACAGUCUGGUCAGAAGGACCUGCGUUGUGAAUGCUUCCUGUAAUAAUGCUGACGAGGUGUUCUGUGAAAUGGUCCGGUCCAACCGUCUCUGUGAGAAGAAGCUGUACCGUCAGUUCUGCUGCCGCACCUGUCUGAUGAACGGAUGAGGAGCAUACAUUCUCCUCCAUCACUCUAAACCAGUUUUGUCCUACAAUCAUUCAUAAAGAACUAAAACUAUUUCUACAGUGUGGUUAACUUUUAUACAAAAAUGGAUUUUGCAAUUUGGAUGAAGCUUUCAGUUGUAGAAUAUGUAGAAAUAUUCUGUACUAGAAAUGAAUUGUAUUUAACAUGUACAAACUGCAUUAUAACGAAUGUGCUUGUUGCGGUAUAAAGUUCAAACUGAUACUUUGAUCAAAUUAGUCUUACUCUCGAUAACAUCUCAUACUCUGUAAUGAGCUUGAUAUAUUUACCUUCACUGGUUUCAACCACUUUUGAUUUAUAGAUAAUAUCUACAGCUCAGUUAAAAUGUAAAUAUUACAGCACACUGAGGUCUUUAAAGCCAUACAUGUUUAUGCUGUUUUUUUAUGUCUGAUUUUUGCACCACGGAAUAUUUAAAUAUAUUUCAGCUGAUAUGAACUGGCAGCCCCCAGCGUUGGAGUUGUGUUCGCUCUGGCUUCAGCAGAAAGAGAACGCAGCUGUUUUUCAUAAAAAUUACAUCAUGGUGCAAUCAUGAUCAAUAUGAGUUAAUAAAAUAAAUCAAAUGUAGAAAUAAAAUACAUUCUUGAGGAUGAGGAAAGCCUGCAGUCUGUCCCACAUGUUGCAGCCUUCACAGAGACAUGUGUUCUGAAGUGUUAGAGAAACACAGCAGCUGCAGACCGGGGGGUUUACAUUCUUCAGAUGAAGCAACUGGAAUAUGUUCUGUUUAUCUGGAGACAGACUCAUCUCAGACCCAGAGCUAACUGUAUGCUGUGUGCUGAUAAUGAUAUAGAUACUCUCUAUGUGGGGGUUCUGUUCGUACCAGGUCCAAGUCCUGUUAUGUUGGACUGCUCAGCUCCUAGCAGGCAUGUAAACAAGGACAAGUGAUGCUAAUAACAUUAAAUUAAAGUUGACAUAUUCUGCUCAUUUUCAGGUU